CUUUCUACCUUCGCCAAUGAGUUGGGGACUUUUGGCAAGGCCAUUGAGGAUAUGGGUCUAUCCGAAUACAAAGUGCUUUUGUCAGCUGCUCAGGUUAUUAAGGAAGCGAUUCCCGAAAUUCAAUCAGUUGUCGUGAACGUCUCACAACUUCGAAUGGCAUUUGAAAAUGUCCAAAAUCGAAGGAAUUUGACAGAGUCCAUUAACGCUCUCAUGGCAGAACUAGAGGAAGUCAAGAAGAUUGUCAGCAACGACGACACACUGCUUGCACCCGUGCCAGGUAUUUACCAAGAUUUGGUCAAGCAAUUCCUGGCUCAACUGCAGAUCGACCUCAGUGACCAGCAGUUCUCUCGCCUGGGCAUCCGCAACAACCCUCUCGAGGAACAGGCCAAAAAGCUGGCUAUGGGCAAUCGAUACGUGCCGGAACCAAGAUUCUCCGCAGGCCUGCCUCCAAACCCCCGGCCGCUCCCCCACAAUGGCGUUAGUGCGUCCGACCGCGCGGUCUUUGGGAGGACUUUUCAACCUUACUAA
Messenger RNA from Dibothriocephalus latus, 528 nucleotides. The record is from the annotation of a GenBank genome assembly. NCBI's taxonomy places the organism in Eukaryota, Metazoa, Platyhelminthes, Cestoda, Diphyllobothriidea, Diphyllobothriidae.